This is a messenger RNA of Labrus bergylta (ballan wrasse), 4720 nucleotides long. It is a transcript of the gene trhra, whose product is annotated as thyrotropin-releasing hormone receptor a. Gene Ontology annotation, biological process: phospholipase C-activating G protein-coupled receptor signaling pathway. Gene Ontology annotation, cellular component: membrane. Gene Ontology annotation, molecular function: thyrotropin-releasing hormone receptor activity. Lineage: Eukaryota; Metazoa; Chordata; Actinopteri; Labriformes; Labridae. The record is from RefSeq and is a predicted model, not a curated record.
CGGAGCUGCACACUCUACACUGUCUGACAACUUCCCACAGACAGGGCUCAAUGGACCUUUUACAUUUUUCGAGUUUCAUUUGAUGGAUUUGCAUAAUAACAAAUUUGAUUUCGAACUGCAGAAAGGAGGUUCGGCUGGAUUUGUAUGUGCUUAAAAUGAAGUGUUUGGAUGAUUUGCGCUUUUUGGACUUGUGUGUCAGCGCCAUGCAGUUAAUUGAAAUGAUUUCUUUGUGAAUGCCUGAUGUAAUUAUCUGCAAAGCGCACAGAAGUAGGCUAUAGCUUGUCAUGGAGAACCUCACAAUGGAUAAUAUGACUUUGGAGAAUGACACGUCGGCGCAGGACAAUCAGACCCUGGGUGUGUGGACUGACUACACAGUCGAGUACAAGGUGGUCAGCGUGUUCUUGGUGUCCCUAAUAUGCGGGGUGGGGAUCGUGGGGAACGUGAUGGUCAUACUGGUGGUCCUGACCACCAAACACAUGCGAACUCCCACAAACUGUUACCUGGUGAGUCUGGCCGCGGCUGACCUGAUGGUGCUGACGGCCGCAGGACUGCCCAACAUCACGGACGCGCUGCACGGACAGUGGGUAUUCGGGUACGCAGGAUGCCUGGGGAUCACUUAUUUCCAGUACCUCGGUAUCAACGCGUCCUCAUGCUCCAUCACCGCCUUCACCGUGGAGCGCUACAUUGCCAUCUGCCACCCCAUCAAAGCGCAAUUCCUGUGCACUUUAACCAGGGCGAAGAGGAUCAUCAUGCUGGUGUGGACGCUCACCUCUGUCUACUGCGUCAUGUGGCUCUUUCUGUCAGACACUAAAAACUUGGUUUAUGACAACGUGGUUCUGCUCAGCUGCGCCUACAAAGUGUCCAGGAAUCAAUACCUGCCCAUCUACUUCACUGAUUUCGCGGUUUUUUACGUGCUGCCUCUCAUGCUGGCCACGGUUAUGUACGGACUGAUCGCUCGGAUCCUGAUCCUGAACCCGCUGCCCUCAGACCCCAGGGACAGCACCAAGAAGUGGAAGAAGGACACGAGUCAGGGGAGGAGGAUGCUGGGCUCCAGCUCCUCCAGCAGCACCACGGCUGCCUCCCGUAGACAGGUGACAAAGAUGCUAGCUGUGGUUGUGAUCCUCUUUGCCUUGCUUUGGAUGCCCUAUCGGACCUUGGUGGUGGUCAACUCCUUCUUGGACAAGGCCUACCUGGACAUAUGGUUUCUGCUCUUCUGCCGACUCUGCAUCUACUUAAACAGCGCCAUCAACCCGGUCAUCUACAACGCCAUGUCCCAGAAGUUCCGCGCAGCUUUUAAGAAGUUGUAUCACUGUGGCCCACAGCGGAUGGAGAGACCAGCUUCUUACAGUGUGGCACUAACCUACAGUGUCAUCAAGGAGACGUUCAAUGGGGAAAGUCCAGACCACUUCACUACAGAGAUGGAUGAGCUAAACACACCAACAGAUCAGUACUUACCCACCAGAAUCCUACCAAGUGCCAAGAAGAUGUCGUUGAAGGAGCCUUCUUUACCUGGAAGUGAUGUCAAAGCCUGAUUAAAAACAAACAUUUCCAGCAAAGAGGAUUGCAGAGAUUCUGACAGCGGCUGUAUGGAUUCAGUCACCCAUGGGACACAUUAGAGAUGUUUUAAUUAAAAGUGCCCAGACACUUCUUAUUUAAUUUAUGUAAAGUGUUGUCUCUUUGAAAUGGUUCUUUUAUUUGACAAGAACAUUUGCCAAGAGCCAAACAAGAUGCUGUGAAAUGAGCUGACAUGGGUCUUUAUUGCAUUUUUUAAAUAAAACAACUCAAGCCUUCAUAAAUCUACAGGUUAGAUUACACAAGUUAUUAAUAAAGCUACAGAGCAGGAAUUCAAAUUAUGCAGAGACCGCCUGUGCUUUUUGUCUAAAGAAGAGAAGCAUUAGCUAUCAAUGCAGGGUUUGAUGAGAUAAUGCAGACAAAAUGUAAGUGCGCAUUAACUUAAAAUGUUAAAGGAGGAAGAAGAAUGAGAGCAGUUCUUGUCAAAUCAUUUAGUUUGAUUAUUACUUUGGUUGAAAUAUUCCCAUUUAAUUGAAAUCCUCUUCCCUCUCUGAUCUAAACUGAAACAGACCAUGUUGAACCAAAGAUGACCACCUGUCACACUAAAAAGCAUGAAAUAAAGAAGUGUAUUUCAUAAAUCUUAGUCAUAUGGCAUUGGAUAUAUUUGUUUUUCAUUCAUAAAUGUUCUGAUCUAUAUCAUGAAGUAGUAAAUCAUUCCCUUGUAUUUACCAGAACCAGACAUUUACCAGGUUUUAUGCAGGUGUAGACAGAGUACCCUUUUCCAAUUAAUAUAUUUUUCUUAAUUAACCCAAGCAUUGUGUCAGUCUACCAUGACUUAUCCCACAGUGUGCAAUGUUUACAGCCAUGGAGUGUAUAUCUCUGUGAGGGUCAGUUUUUCCUCCUGCAGGUUGGUUUUGUUUUUGGAGAAGAGCUAGCAUAAAGUGGUGCAGUAUCAGAUACUGAUGUUUCAGGCUUAACUUGGUUCUUGCCGUUUUCAGUCUUCUUGCUCCCCGUAUCCACAGUAUUUGCUUGUGAUUGACUUCAGGUUUAAUUAACCCUGCUUGUUGUUGUGUCCUCUUAGCUAACACUCAACACCUAAAUGUCUUCUUAAAGGAUGUCCUUGCACCUUCCAAAACCUGAUCACAAAAAUGAUAGCAUGUCAUAUGUGAAGUUACUUCAACUGACCUCUUCAUGGUACAGUCAAACACCUCUAUGUGAACAGAGCUUUCUCUGUAAAAGUGAUUCAUUUGAAAGUCCAUUAUAAUUUAUCACAAUAUUCAAUCUCUGUAAAACUCUUGUUCUUUGAUAGUUGGGGGCUGAUCCAUUAAUUUUUUUAUGUGUUCAGUGUACUGGUCUGGUCUGGCGAGCUUGGUAUGUGGAAUGAAGGUGAAGGAAGGUGGCUAACCACCAAAAUAACCAAACUAAUAGCUCUGUACAUUUCUUAUAGCCUUCAUGAUUUCAAAUUUGCUCUGUUGCAAGCAGGACUUAAUGCAGUCAAUAUGGAUGAUUUCAAGCAGCUGAUGAUAGAUAGUAAAGGACUCAAUGUCCUGUUUUCUUACUUUUCACAUUUUAAGUACAUCAAAUGUGGCUGUUGGGGCCUUGAAGAUGUACCAGACUCCACAUUUUGUCAGUCAAAUCAUAUUUUGCUUUUCAGAAUGAAAUUUGAACUAUUAGUCUAUUUGCAGAUUUCCUUGUUGAUGCCUCAGCAUUUCUUCUCUGUGCAAUGACACAGGUAAGAUUACAGGUACCAAUGGACCAGACUGAGAAUCAUUAGUAAAGGGACAAACAACUUUUGGUCUGAUAUCUAUUCAUUUAAAUUACUUGUAAAUGGUCUGACAGGCAAGAAGUAGCUCUUCCCAUGUUUUGGGAUGAGGUUAAUAUUGUGCUGCAAUCAGUCUUAUUUAUCUAUGGUGUAUCAAAGUUUAUAAUCUAUUUACCAGGGACAUGGUUUUUUGGAGCUAUCAUACCAGCUCUGUUUUGUUCAGGUUUAACUUGUAGCAAGAAUCCUCUUUGUUCAUGUCUUUCCCACUAGAAACCGUGUAAUUCAAAUUAAUGUAAAAGCACAACACCGUGACAUAUCCUCGGUUCCAGAGAGAAAUCAGAGACAUGAAAUUACAUGACCUUUUGAAAAGGUUCAAGGAAAGACUGCAAUUACAAGUAAUCACUUAUUCAUGCUGUGUCAAUUCAUAAUCUCCUGAACACUAAUGAUUUCAGAAGGGAAUUCGGUCUUUAACAGUAAAAGAAACCACACUACUUGAUGUUUGUUUAGCCACUGUUCAGAUGACCAUGGUGGACUCUGCGGCGAGCCUGUGAAAGUCAGUGGACGAUGUAUAAUAUAGAGGAAGAGAUGUAACCCUGUUGAGCAGACAUAGAGGCUGUUUGUCAGAGGGUCAGGUAUAUGUCAUGGCUGUAUUUCACUGAUAUUGGCUUAGACUGCAGAGUUCAGCACUUUUCAGUGAUUUAUCUGCUCAGGAAGCAAUGACGAGAUGUGUAACUAGAUGUGACAAAGUGCCAUUCUGGAGUUGGUGCAAGUCGUAUGUAGUUUAUACUGUUCACUCUGCUAUUUAAAUAUGAUUUUACUGCUGUUUGAAUUGUUUAUGUUUAAAUUGAAGAGCACUCUGAGGGAUUGAACACUGAGUGGACUAACUGAAAGGGACGUGUUUCAUACUGAGCAGCAGGCUUUUUUUGUCUAUACUGUAAAGUUGCUUGAAAUUGAAUGUGCAGUGCAACGUGAAAUUUAUUCAGUAUUGUGUUUUCAUGUGUGCAAGUGGGUGUGUUUUUUGAAUAAUAGUUUGUUUUGAUCCAUUGAUCAAUCGGUGUGUUUUCUAUCAUUUGGAGCCCGGCAGAGGAAGCUAAUCUGCUCCAAAAUGGAAAAGUUUGGAGGACAAAGAAAUGGUUUGAAGUCUGUAUUUUGUAGUGUGAAGUACCAGUCAGUCAUGCACCUUUAUUGUGUUCUCUCUUUGUUCUCAUUUGAAAUGCAUUUCAUUUUUUGGGAAAAUACAAACAGAUGUGAUUAAGAUGAUUUCCUUCCUGCACAGUGAGCGGCCUGUCGCAUGUAUGCAAGCUUUUGUGAUGUGAGCACAAAGUUGAUAAAAUGUGAUGCCAUCUGAUGUGAUGCUUUGUGCACAAUCCUCUAUCAAGGUAGCUUUUUCUGCUCUUGCUGUUUGAUGGAUUGUUUUGUACUUUGUAUUGUUCUUUGCCUUAUAAU